AUUAUAUUGUCACGGUUCUCGCUUGAUGACGUUUAUUGUGUUUUUCCAAAAUAUCAUUGAGCUAGACCUAAAAAGCGUGAAGUUGGCAAAAAAGCUAAACAAAUAUGGCAGAAUUUCAGGACAGUUUGUCUCUACGAGAAUUAAUUGUAAAAUCUGACACAAACGAGCUAUUUUAUGACGGAAAUCUAGACGGGGAAAGAGGUAUUUGUUGGACUAGAAUCAGUUCCGAUGGGGCUACUUUUAUUUUAGCAGCAACCAACGGAUUUGAUAUAUGGAGGGCGACUUUUGAAAAGCAAGAUUUGAUAGCCCAAUGCGAACUGAGUGAACUGGAGGAUUUGGAAAAGUUUUUGUACAUUAUAAAGUACGCGUUUGAGUGUUUGUCAGUUUCUUUGGUCAAAGUGGGGAAUAAAAUUAUACUUCAGUGUUCCGGGCAAAAAAAUACAUUAAAUUUUGACUUAUUUGAAGCAAAAAUUAAUGACAAAAAAACAGAAUUGCGCUACAUGGUGUUCCAUUUGACGGAUAAAGUAAAGGAAUUAAGAAAGUCAUUAACAGACGCAAAUGAUGCAAUAGAAAUGGGACGUCAAAAGGAGAAGCACGGAUCGGAGACGCAAGGCUUUGGUUUUGAGCCGGUUAGGAAAGGUGGACCCAGCGUGAACUUGAGACGAAAGCAGCAAGGCAGUAGUUUAGUUAAUCCUAACAGUAAGAAAGCGAAAAGAGCAAAGGGCAUUAGUUUUGAAUAACAGUCGUGAUGGAGCCUUGCGGAGCAUCAGAUCGUCAACUUCAGCAAUAUCGACACUUUCAAAAAAAUUUAACCACAAUAUCUCAAUUUUAUUUGUACAAGACUGAUACAUGUAAUCGAAAGAAUUAUUAACAUUAUUUUCUCACUCUGAUAAAGUCGUCUUCUACUGCACAAUAGGUGGUGUGCAAAUAUGUCACCGCCGCCAUGUUGGAUGACAUUGACAAAGAAUUUUUCUUGUUUGCUAUGCAAAUAUCAUCCAACAUGGCGAAAAUCUCUUUGUCGCUUGAAUUCAAUGGGAUUUGUGGCACAUCACCUAUUAUAAAUGCUUAGUAAGGGACGGACCAUUAGACAAUUGAUGGAGGGGGGGGGGGAGGCAAUAUUUACAGGCCUAUCUUCCAAGCUAGGGAAUUUUAAUUUUUUUUUCGUUUUGCCCCUUCAUCAUCACUUUUCUAAUGGCCCGUCCCUAAAUUCUACCUGUAGAUCUGUAGAUAAUUUACAGUGUUGAAAUUCAUAUAAAUACAAAUUCAUAAUAUUGCUGUAUGGUAUGGUCAUUUGACUCAUUUCUAUUGAAGCUCGAAUGGUUGCAGUUAAGAAUAUUGUCUAUUCUCCCAUGGAG
Paramuricea clavata is the source of this 1355-nucleotide messenger RNA. The record is from the annotation of a GenBank genome assembly. NCBI's taxonomy places the organism in Eukaryota, Metazoa, Cnidaria, Anthozoa, Malacalcyonacea, Plexauridae.